CAAUUGGGAGAAAAGCUGUUUGUUGCGUAGUAAUGACUGUCUGUGUCUACUUCCUUCCUGCUUUUUGUAGUAGCCUACACUAAGCAAACAACAGCCUAGUAGCCUACUACGCCGACGCGACGUGUUGAAGAACUCAAAUGGUCAUAAAGAGCAAGUAUUUUGGACACGCAGCGGGAGAAAAAGUUCAUUUAUGGGAGAACUGGCCUUCCUUUUGCCUGUCCGGAAAUAAGAAGAUUGUGUGUUAUGUGAAGUUCGCUCAACAGGUAUUGAAUAUUCUGAGACGCGCUGGAUAGCACUUUGUGCUGUACAAAUUCUCAUCGGAUUUGAUGGUUGGUCGGACAGCCACCCGUUCGAUAUUUCAGAACUCAUAGAGGGGUUUCUAUUAGGACGAGGUGUCUGUUAGUACAGGAAGAAUCAGCAGGAAAUUCCACCUCUCCUUUCACAUACCCCACCAAAUGCUAUGGUGGUGUGUAGAUGCCAGAGCACCAACCAGGACUAGAGCUAGAUGGGAGCCCAUACUGACAGUACCAGUCUGAUACUAUGGCUGCUUAUGCCCUGAGCAGUCUGAUUAUGAUGAAUAGCAACAAUCUGAAGAGUAAGAGCAGCCCUCGGACUGGGAGGCCUGUGCUGCCUGUGCCAGACCGCUCCACCUACUGCCAACUCCUGGUGACUGGGGGCCCCUACAGCCCUAGCAGCCUGAGUCCUGGCUCCCCUGGGGGCUCCUUCAUCUUUCCCCCCUCUCCAGGCCCCAGCAGCCCCAGGGCCCGCUCCCCUUGCCGCCACCCUGAUACCCUGGGGGUGAUCGUGGGCAACCGUGUCCGCCGGCUCAGCAGCAACGGAGAUGAUGAGGCCCCAAACGGGGAGGUGAAACGCACAGUGCAGCUCCUGCAGAUCCACCGGGAGCUCCUGAAUGUGGAGGUCAACAAGAAGGUGGGUCUGUUCGAGGCCCAGAUCUCUGGCCUGCGCACCCAGGUUCAGAACGCUGAGAUCCAGCGCAGUCCUAGGGCCCCACGCAGAACAGGCCCAGCCUCCCAGGCCAGUCAGCCCACACAGGUGCCCACCCUCAAUCCCCCACAGAGAGACUGCUCUCCAAGCAUUCCCAAGGAACUCCAGAAUGGGAAAUUGUGUCUCCGCUCGGAGCAGGGAGUAACGGGGAAUGGCAGAAUAGAAAAUAGCACGGCUGACCCAAAUACGGAACAGGGAAGUCUGCUUGUGAAGAAAUCAGCAGGAACUUGGUCYGAAGCUGACAGUUCAGCAAGCAGUCACUCCCCGAGUUCACUGGGGAUUGGCAGCUUCUUGGCAGGCAGCGACAGUGAGCGCCCUGCGGAGAGGGCCCAGACCUGCCUGACAAAGGCAGGAACGGAGCCAACGRAAACCCAGCUGCAAGCAGCCUCGGCCUGGGCCGACAGAGAGGGGAGCUGCCCAGAGGUGGGGACCACCAUCCCAGCCGUCAUAGUAACGGACCACGGGAUGGAGGCCCAGGGAGAAGGUUGUGAUCCGAGCAGCGAGCCCCAGCACAGCCCCAGGUCAUCCCGAGCCCUGAGGAAGCUGUCCUCCUCCUCAGCCUCUUCCACAGGCUUCUCCUCCUCCUGGGAGGAAUCAGAGGACGACAUCUCCAGCGACCCGGAGAGAGCCGAGGGACUGUCACCUGCCCUCCUUAACACCCAGCAGAAAGCUCACAAGUCAUGGAAGAAGAUCAAGAACAUGGUCCACUGGUCUCCGUUCGUCAUGUCCUUCAAGAAGAAGUACCCUUGGAUCCAGCUGGCGGGUCAUGCAGGCAGUUUCAAGGCGGGGGCUAACGGGCGGAUCCUGAAGAAGCACUGUGACUGUGAGCAGCGCUGCCUGGACUGGCUGAUGAAUGACGUGCUGCGGCCCUACGUACCGGCCUACCACGGAGACGUGGAGAAGGACGGGGAGAAGUACAACCAGAUGGACGACCUGCUCUCUGAGUUCGACCUGCCCUGCGUCAUGGACUGCAAGAUGGGCGUCAGGACAUACCUGGAGGAGGAGCUGACCAAGGCCCGUAAAAAGCCCAGUCUAAGGAAGGACAUGUACCAGAAGAUGGUGGAGGUUGACCCCCUGGCGCCCACACCAGAGGAGCAGGAGCAGCAGGCGGUCACCAAGCCCCGCUACAUGCAGUGGAGAGAGACCAUCAGCUCCACCGCUACACUAGGCUUCCGCAUCGAGGGCAUCAAGAAGGAAGACGGGACGGUAAACAGAGACUUUAAAAAGACCAGGAGCAGGGAGCAAGUGACAGAGGCAUUCACUGACUUUGUCAAAGGAAACCAGAACAUCCUGAACUGUUAUCUGGACAGACUGAAGGAAAUCAGGAACACUCUGGAAAUAUCAACCUUCUUCAAGACCCACGAGGUGAUUGGCAGCUCACUGCUGUUCGUCCAUGACAAGCGGGAGCAGGCCAAGGUGUGGAUGAUAGACUUUGGGAAGACCACCCCUCUGCCUGAGGGACAGGUCCUGAGUCACAGAGCCACCUGGGAGGAAGGCAACCGUGAGGACGGCUACCUCUAUGGCCUGGACCACCUUAUAGACAUUCUCACCCAAAUGGUGGUGACCCCAGAGCCAGACUCACUCUGAGAGGACCGUCCUGUCAACCCCUCCCCACCUCGACCCUACCCCCCUGGCAGGACCACCACCUCGCACUACAGUGAUGCCUCUGGUGUCCCCAAAAAGCUACCCCUCUCUCCGUCCCUCCCUUAUUCCCCCUCUCCCUGGCCCCAGAAAAAAACUGUAACCACACAAGUGAAAUGUGAUCACUGUUUUGUGUAAACUUGUAGAUUCUGUACAUACUGCUGUACAGUGUGUUUCUGUUCUGAUGAGACCAUGGGUUAGGUUAGGUUCUUUCUCUGCAGCUAGUCCCGUGACAAGCCUUCUUGAGAUUUUAGUUGGUUUUGUUUAAUGAGAGUUCUUUUAAAAAUUAUUUUAGUGUUAGCUAACAUUGUAGAGCACUUCUUGCUUUCAUAGAGGAUUACAUUUCUUAUGAGUUACAACUUCUAUGGUGCUUGGCCUUGUGGUGAAAGAGAGACAAUUGAAAUAGUUAUAUUCAGCACCUCCUGUGUUUUUAAACUAACAUACAAUUUAACAUUGACAGAAAAUGUCAAGGGUCAAUAUUACCCUUUUUAGCUGUUAGGAUUGCCAUAUUCCAUUUCCUUUAUAUGAUUGUAUUUGUGACCCCCUUUCCAGAAUUCUCCAAUGUUUAUUAUUAGUUUGUUUCUCAUGAUGUUACAAAAGCUAUUGUAAUAGUGCACUUGAGACUGUGUGCCGUGAUGUGCCUGUCUAUAUUCAUUUCAGUGCCUUCAGAGUGAAAGUAGAGAAGGUUGCAUGAGUAGAUUGCCCUCCGAUAUGCACUAAGAACCUAUUUUAUUAAGGCUAAUGUUGACAUUCCUGGAAUCAACCAUUGAGGAGUGACUAUCAGUUCAGAGGUAAAUGUACAUGAAGCAGAGAGAGUGGGCGACUGCCUGGUCUCUAACAGGAAGUGGCCCUUAACCAAGUGAGAAUGAGUUUGCAUUCUAAAUAUUCCAAGUUCUUCAGCCAUUCAGAACACUUAAAAAGACCAGGUUUUAUUCUCUUAUUGUCAUGGUUCCCUUAGUCAGAGGUGGCAUCACCUGUGAUACUCUGUCAUUAAUGUAUAUGGCCUAGCAUUGUACACCCAUAAUAAUCACUGCUCUUGAAUGAAACCAUCCCAUCCUGUUUUCCAAGGAACCUGUUCUUGAGGGGAGUUUGUUAUUGUGCACAAGGCAGCUUGUGAUUGCUGUUUGCAUGGCUAUUUGCUAUUCAAAUCUACCAUUCCUGCCUCUUGCCCAAACAUCCUGAGGUGGCAAACAAACUAAUGGGAUUUCUGUCUAUUGUCUACCAGGUUUAUAAACAGGGAGACACUUUCAUCAUUGUCUGAUUGGAUUAAAUUAGCAUUAAGUCAUGUUUUGGUGACAAUCAGGUCACACAUGCAUGACAUUGACCAUAAAAAGAGUGACUGACAUUGUAUGGUAGUUUUUAUGGCAGUUAAUA
This is a messenger RNA of Salvelinus sp. IW2-2015, 4020 nucleotides long. RefSeq names its product inositol-trisphosphate 3-kinase B (gene itpkb). Gene Ontology annotation, molecular function: inositol tetrakisphosphate kinase activity; inositol-1,4,5-trisphosphate 3-kinase activity. Gene Ontology annotation, biological process: inositol phosphate biosynthetic process. Lineage: Eukaryota; Metazoa; Chordata; Actinopteri; Salmoniformes; Salmonidae. The record is from RefSeq and is a predicted model, not a curated record. Gene Ontology annotation, cellular component: cytoplasm; nucleus.